AACAUAUUCUAAAUUUACAUUUUCCUAUUUAUAUAAAAUUGAAAAAGAAAACGAGAGCGAUGGAGAUGGCGGCGACUUAGGGUUUCCUAUGGUUUUUCGACGGUGGGAGCCAGAAUUUCAACGUGCGAUACAAAAUCGAGCAAAGUCUCAUCAUCAAGAGACUCAGAUCGAAAAGUUAUGGAAGUUACAGGGAGUUUUCGCAAGCAAGUUUAUUCAGGAUCUUUGGAAGUCUUUCUCCAAUAAAGGAAGAUUUGGAAUCGAUGGAUCUGGGGAAUUAUCAAGAUCUUCUGAAUGGAUCUCGAUAUUAGCCACCAUCAAGACAAAAUUUCAGAAUCAUGGAGGUAUAAUUUUCGUUACCAUCUAAACGCAAUCUCACUUUCCUGCAAAGAAGAUUAGGGGGAUUAAUAAGAGAUUUCUUGAGUAUGGCAAUGGGAAAGUAGGGAUUGUGCAAUUGGUUUACAAGGGAAGUUUUACGAUGUUGAUCUGGCUAAUUGAUUUUGAGUUAGAGAUGGUUAGGAACAAAUUUAAAGGAUACGGCAUUCAUGGUAAACAGAUUUGGCGUGGAGAUUGUUACUAUUUGAAGUCUCUAUCAUCAGCAGCCUUUCAAGUCGAAUUAGCAAAGACUCAGGCGGAGCCAUCAGAGGCAAUCACCGACUUUUUAGUGGAGCAGGAUAAGUACAAUGUUGGUGUAGAUUUAAAUGGAAUCAAUGAGGUCGCAGAGGAGGAUUUUCAAAAUCUUACUGAUGGGGAGUUUGAGGAAGAUACUAGGGCCCAUGAGGAAGUGACAGACUUUGUAGAGGAAGGAAAAAUUCUUGAUGAAGCGAAGGGGCAGGAUAGGGUUACUGGGGAUAUACUAAAGAAGCAGGGGGCGCACAAGAGGUUGUUUAAACUAUCGGUAAGCACCGGAGGAAGCACAAAAAUGAGGCUGGUUCAGGCUGGUCGCAAGGGUACCUUAGCCAAGUCAGGCAUUCGCCAGGGAGACGGUACCAAACAGACGGAGGACAAGGGCACGUCAAAUCCUAAACCUGGUCCAGCAAAAACCUCAAUAGAUUUUAUGGAUCACAUCAUUACCGUAACAACGUUAUGGGAACAGUGGCUGGCUUCUGGUUUCUGUUUUUUGAAGGUUUUAUUCUGUUUUGGUCUUGAACCCUCAUUCUGUCUUACGGGUUUGUUUUUGAAUAAAAUUGGAUCGUUUGGUUAUUAUGUCACGGACGGGAUGAAAUUCUCGAGAAGGAAUAUCUACUGUCUUGAGGAUCAAUGGUAUAAUUUAGGUAUUACAGAAGUUUACAGAUAUAAUGGUAUUUGGUUGGUUUCUUGGAACAUACUGGUCCUUUUAUUUUAUUUGCAGCAGAUACUGCAUUUGGUCUCAUCAAACCAAGUGCAGUCCCAGACAGAAUGGUUCGAUACAAAGUCCACAACAGGAUACGCGAGAUUAUACGGUUUCCUUUGGACACCCGGUAUGGACAAGGAAUUUAUUUACUUAAGGUGUCAGUUGUUUGUGACGAUCAUGUUAAACAAGAGUUGGUUUUUGAUUUCAUUAACCUUCAUUCAGGGUUGGUCUCUCGUUUUUAUUUUACUUUUGGUAAAUAAAAUGAAGAUCAUGGGUUCCAUUCGAGACUGGCGGCUCUUUGGAAAAAAUGAGCAUAGUGACUAUAAUCAGCAUGCUGAUCGAAGACGGUGGAGCGUUGUUUUGCCUAGUUCAGAUAUAGUGGCAGUGGGCCUUUGGGGUUACAACUUUAGCGGGUAUCAUUAAACUUGUACCUUUUGGCUCGAAGGAGCAAAAUAAAUAUUUUUAUAUGAAAAUAUUAAGCAGGAAUGUUAGAAGACUUGGGAGUCACUCGACCAUAAGUUUUUUUCGAGAGAUAUGACAUAAACAUAAACAAGAUUUUUUUAUUUUUAUCUGAAACGAAACAGGAUUUCGAUUUUGUACAAAGGUUUCAAUCACACUUUGGAUAUGAUAGUUUGGUUAUUGUGAACCCGAAUGGGAGGAGCGGUGGUUUA
Molecule: messenger RNA, 2001 nt
Organism: Brassica napus (rape)
Lineage: Eukaryota; Viridiplantae; Streptophyta; Magnoliopsida; Brassicales; Brassicaceae
Exons: 2
Coding region: 476-1753 (425 amino acids)
Source: RefSeq, a predicted model, not a curated record